Molecule: messenger RNA, 1203 nt
Organism: Strongylocentrotus purpuratus (purple sea urchin)
Lineage: Eukaryota; Metazoa; Echinodermata; Echinoidea; Camarodonta; Strongylocentrotidae
Product: histamine H3 receptor-like
Exons: 1
Coding region: 1-1203 (400 amino acids)
Biological process (GO): adenylate cyclase-activating adrenergic receptor signaling pathway
Cellular component (GO): membrane
Molecular function (GO): G protein-coupled receptor activity
Source: RefSeq, a predicted model, not a curated record
AUGACGACAGUGGACAUCAAUGAUCACGACCUUAAGCCAAUCGGACUCGUCUCACCCGAUCCCGUAAUGGGGACCAUUUCCGGAAUACUGGUAGUAAUGAUGGUGCUUGCGAACCUUGUCAAUGUGCCUUUCUUCAUCAAAGGAGACGGAACGUGCCUCAAACCAGCCACCCUCUACAUCAUCGGCCUCAUGGUUGCUGAUCUCGGCAUCGCUUUGGUGUGUCAGACGAUGAUGACGGUGAUCGUUUACCUUGGACGAUGGCCAUUCAGCUACAUCAGCUGCAGCAUCUACAACUUCUUCCGACUCAUCCUAGAGAACACUGGUGUGUGGAUCAUGGUGUUGAUCAGUCUUGAUAAACUGCAGCUGCUCUGCUAUGACUACCCUCGAUACGUCCGCGUCAAGCGAAAACCAAGAAUCAUCUUCGAGAUCAUGAUGACGUUCUUUACCCCAAUGUUGUUCCACCUCGGGGGCAUCAUCGUGUGGAUCCUGACGACGACAUCAGAAGAACGAGCCGCUGACCACAGCCCAGAUUGCCAGGACAUCCCAGCCGAAGUCGAUAUCCCUUUUGUUGUUCUUGGUGCGACGGUUAAUAUAUUCAUUCCUGGUCUCACUAUCAUGAUCAUCAAUUCUGUAGUGUUUUACAAGAUCAAGCAACGGUUGAAGAAGCGAAGCAAGAUUGGAAAUGGAUUAGUGGCUACGGCCCAAAAUAACAGAAGGGAGCCGUCUUCUUCACAAGGAACUUCUUCACAAUCCUUUUCAUAUGCAAAAAAAGGGCCUCGGCAGACGAAUCCUACUGAUACUCGGAAUAGGCAUGCAACGACGACAAUGAAUGCCGUCACAAUUAACAGCGUCACAGAUGUGUCAGCGGCGUCAGCUGCUGCCAGAGGAAACCACAAUAUCUUGGCGAAGAAGAAUUAUCUCGACACCGAGUACCGCCGGUAUAUCCGUCCUGCCGUCACACUGGCCGGUCUCGUUGCCACAUUUUCCAUUUGCUGGUUUCCUUUGGCCAUCUACCAUAUCUAUGUCCACGUGUUUUGUCCAUCUUGCUUCGACAUUACGACGCAGUUAUGGCUCAGAUGCUUGAUGUAUGCCAACAGCGCCCUCAAUCCGUUUAUUUACAUGGCCACCAAUCGAAAGAUCAGAAAGUUUCACGCAAAAAUGUUUCAAAAAGUAUUUUCGUCCCGCACUGUGCAAUGGGAAUGA